Messenger RNA from Polypterus senegalus (gray bichir), 3229 nucleotides. It is a transcript of the gene ezrb, whose product is annotated as ezrin b. The transcript has 14 exons. Bases 265 to 2016 code for a protein of 583 amino acids. NCBI's taxonomy places the organism in Eukaryota, Metazoa, Chordata, Cladistia, Polypteriformes, Polypteridae. Gene Ontology annotation, molecular function: actin binding; cell adhesion molecule binding. Gene Ontology annotation, biological process: positive regulation of protein localization to early endosome; regulation of cell shape; positive regulation of early endosome to late endosome transport. The record is from RefSeq and is a predicted model, not a curated record. Gene Ontology annotation, cellular component: apical part of cell; filopodium; plasma membrane.
ACUAAUAGAGAUAAAGCAGAGAAAAAAAAUGAAUAGAGCUUUGCCGGGGAGUUAGAGGGUCAGCCAUAUUGCGGCGCCACACACUGCUGAGGGUGGGGAAACGGGGACGCUGCGCUGACGCUCGUAAAUCACGGUACGGUGGAUAAGAGGGGCUGAGAAGAAGAAAAAGAAAAAUAAGAAGACAGCAAGGGUGAACUAAGCGGACUAAGACGAGGAGUUGGAGAGAUUUCAUUAUUGGACGAGGGAAAGAACAAAUCAAGCAAGAUGCCCAAACCAGUGAAUGUGCGAGUCACCACUAUGGAUGCAGAGCUGGAAUUCGCCAUCCAGCCCAACACCACAGGGAAACAGCUCUUUGAUCAGGUGGUUAAAACCAUUGGGUUACGUGAAGUAUGGUACUUUGGGCUUCAGUAUAUGGACAGCAAAGGCUAUAUGACCUGGCUGAAACUUGAUAAAAAGGUGGCUUCCCAGGACGUGAAGAAAGAGAAUCCUUUGCAGUUUAAAUUCCGUGCCAAAUUCUUCCCUGAAGAUGUGUCAGAGGAGUUGAUCCAAGAGAUCACGCAGAAGCUUUUCUUCCUUCAGGUGAAGGAGAGCAUACUCACCGACGAAAUCUAUUGUCCGCCGGAAACGGCUGUUCUUUUGGGAUCCUAUGCGGUCCAAGCCAAGUUUGGGGACUACUCCAAAGAAAACCACAAAUCGGGAUACCUGACAUCAGACAAUCUUCUUCCCCAGAGAGUGCUUGAGCAACAUAAGCUGUCUCGAGAGCAGUGGGAGGACCGCAUUCAAGUUUGGCAUGAGGAACAUCGGGGAAUGUUCAGAGAAGACGCUAUGUUGGAAUACCUGAAGAUUGCCCAGGAUCUGGAAAUGUAUGGAGUGAACUACUUUGAAAUUAAAAAUAAAAAGGGGACAGACCUCUUUUUGGGUGUCGAUGCUCUGGGAUUGAAUAUUUAUGAAAAAGAAGACAGGCUGACCCCAAAGAUUGGAUUCCCAUGGAGUGAAAUCCGAAAUAUUUCCUUCAAUGACAAGAAGUUCAUUAUAAAGCCUAUUGAUAAGAAAUCACCAGACUUUAUCUUCUAUGCCCCACGCCUAAGAAUCAACAAACGCAUUCUUCAGCUGUGCAUGGGAAACCAUGAGCUGUACAUGCGUCGCAGGAAGCCUGACAAUAUUGAGGUUCAGCAGAUGAAGGCUCAGGCCAGAGAAGAGAAGCACCAGCGACAAAUGGAGAGAGCUCAGCUGGAAAAUGAGAAGAAGAAAAGGGAGAACAUCGAAAAAGAGAAGGAGCAGAUGGAGCGAGAAAAGCAGGAGCUCAUGAUAAGGCUGCAGCAGUUUGAGGAAAAGACCAAGAGGGCAGAAAGAGAGCUUGAAGAUCAGAUGCAGAAAGCCAUUCAGCUAGAAGAAGAAAGGAGAAGGGCUGAAAUGGAAGCGUCGCGCCUGGAAGCGGAGCGCUUGGCUGCAGUUCGUUCCAAAGAGGAGCUGGCCAGACAGGCGGAGGACCAGAUGAAGAGCCAAGAACAGCUGGCUGCAGAGCUGGCAGAAUACACGGCAAGAAUUUCACUCCUAGAGGACGCUAAGAGGCGCAAGGAAGACGAAGCAAACGAGUGGCAACAAAGAGCCAGAGAAGCGCAGGAUGACUUGGUGAAGACUAAAGAGGAGCUGCACUUGGUGAUGAUGGCCCCACCUCUGCCCCCACCCCCAAUAUAUGACAACAUUGAUGACAACGAUCAAGACGAAGCUGAAGAAAACCACAGCAGCUACAGCGCCGAACUGAUGAAUGAGGGCAUCGACGAUCACCGCAAUGAAGAGCAGCGCAUCACGGAGGCUGAGAAAAACGAGCGGGUCCAGCAGCAGCUUCUGGCGUUAAGCUCGGAGUUGUCCCAGGCCAGAGAUGAAACAAAGAAGACCCACAAUGACCUGAUCCAUACGGAGAACGUGCGGGCGGGCCGCGACAAGUACAAGACGCUGAGGCAAAUUCGACAAGGCAACACCAAGCAGAGGAUCGACGAGUUUGAAGCUCUGUAAAUUCACUUUUGCAAUGCCGAGUGGUGUGGCUGUGCCCCAUUAAAGCAGAUCUCCAAAUUUUUGUUUUCCCUUUUUUCCCCCAAACCCCGCAAGUGGUCACAGUUGGACCCCCUAGAAUUCUCCUAUCCACCAUGGGAUACACUAGCAAACAGUAUGCACUUGUUGAGAGCAAAUUCUAAUUAAUGAUAAGGCACAGUAGUCUAUUCAAACUCUGAUAAUUCAGUGCCAAAUCUGUCAGGAUUUUGUACGUAAUAAUAAUUUGGCCAGUGGUAUUGUGGACUUUGGUCUUCUAGCUUACACUACAAGCUUUUCAUUUGCACAAAGCGAAAGGCUGAGCAGAAGAUGUGUACGUAUUGUGGGAAUCGGGACUGAGCCACCACUUAGCUAAAGUACCUUUUGAUUACAUUGCAGAUGGAGGCCAAACUCCGUGCGAUGGAUGCGGUCAGGUUAACCAUUUGUUUAAAAAAAAAAAAAAAACCAACCUAACUACGCAAUCAGAUCUUUCAAUGUCUGUCUGCUUGGAAGACGCAAAAAAAAGACGAGGGAGCAGAUAAUACUUUCAGCUAUUUGAAAUAUGGAACAAAGCGAGUGAGCUUUGCCACCAGAAUACUCUUCCUGUAAAGGUGUGACAUUCUCUUAUAAUAAGUAAUCCGACCUAGCCUAGUAUUUAUAGAGGAUGGGGGCUGUUCCUGAAAAUUGAAGGGUGCGUAAACUUGCUUUGUAUAUUUUUGCAAUAGGCAGCAGCAUAAUAAUAAUUAAAAAGAAAUGUAUAAGCUCCUGUGACUCUUAACCAAAAAAAAAUCUAUUAUUGUAUUAAGCGCAGACUUUUUUUUUUUUUUUAAUAUUACAUAGUUGUAACCGAUUUAAUUUGUAUUCAGCCUGCAUGCAGUUCUUUGUAUAAAGAUAAAUAUUAGUCCAUUUCUAGUGAAGAAAUAUAACGUACUUUUGGCAUUUAUGGUAUUAACAUUUUGAAAGCAGAGACUCCAAAAUUGAAGGGUUUUGUGUUAUCUCUAUUCCUAUAUUACUUGUUUUAUACACCUCUUUGAAAAGCCCUUGAAGAAAAUGAUCAUACGAAAUGCACUAUUUGUCAUGUAUAUUAUCUUUCCAAAAUGUUAAGUCGCAUUAUUAUUAUUAUUAUUAUUUUUUAAUGGAACGCUCUAUUUUCUUCCAUUUGAAUUGAACACCUCUCCCACUUUUUUUUUUUUACUAUAAU